UGGUUUUAGUUUUAGUUUACUAUAAUAACCCUCAAUAUUAUUGAAUAUGAUAUUGAUAUAAAUGAAGUAGCAUUCUAUGCUUUAUAUUGCUUUAACACACUUCAAUAACAACUUUUUGUUUUUAUUAUUGUACUGUUUACAUUACUCAGUUAUUGUCCUGAAGAUGUUAUUCACUAUAUAUUAUAAAUGAACAAUUAUCUUAAUUUUGCUUAUGUUAAUAUUCAUGUAUUAAAAAGAGAGGAUCUUUGGCAUCACCGCGAUGAUGGUGUGCUGCGCUCUCAGUCAUUGGCUCGUGCAGCGCACGCCACUGAUUCUGCGGUAAAGAUGGCGGCGGCGGAGGGGGCGCGCAGCGGCUGGAGCAGAACGGAACGACCCCAGACGGGUCAGCUUUAAGAGAAACAGCGCUGGGGGCAAGAGGAUCGUACAUUCCCGUUUAACAGAGCCGCUUAUCCGGUGCCGUUUGGUAGAAUUUAACGAUUAGACUGUGCGUUGUUAGCUGUUAGGUGGUGGGUGGGUUCUCUCGCUCUCUCUCAUACACACACACACAUACACACAGAUUGCUAAGCUAAGCUAACGGAGCUCGGUCCGGUCCGGUAGAGGAGGAAGAGGAGGGGUGACCAGGAAGGGGAAGACUAUCAUCCCGAACAGAACAGGCCGUCGUCCCGCGGGUCGUUCUUUGGGGGAUGUGAGCGGUCCAAACGGACGGCGGGUCUUUCCACGGAUCUGUGUUAUUUUCCCACCCAGAACACUCGCAGGAUGGGACAACAGGUAGGCCGCGUGGGAGAAGGGGCUUCCGCGGGGAUCCAGACCCCACCGCAGGGGCAACAGCAGCAGGGCAGAUCGAACCGGGCCAGCAGCUCCGGGAGGAGACCCCGAGACGGCGGCGGCAGCGGCAACAUCAACAUCACCGGGACUCCACCGGGCAGAACUGCCGCCGCCGCCGCUGCAGCGAACAUCAUGCUGGAUCCAGGAAUCAAUGUUUUCACCCUGCAUUCAGAGGCCCUGCACAGGCCGUUUGGACUGGACUCGACGUCGCUGACGGAGGCGGUGCGCUGGAGCUCGAAGGAGAAUCUGCUGGGUGCUGCGGAGAGUGACCCCAACCUCUUCGUUGCGCUUUACGACUUUGUUGCCAGUGGUGACAACACACUGAGCAUCACGAAAGGAGAGAAGCUGCGAGUGUUGGGGUACAACCAGAAUGGCGAGUGGAGUGAAGUCCGUUCGAAGAAUGGCCAGGGUUGGGUACCCAGUAACUACAUCACCCCUGUGAACAGUCUGGAAAAGCACAGCUGGUAUCAUGGGCCCGUGUCCCGCAGCGCCGCUGAGUACCUGCUCAGCAGCCUGAUCAACGGCAGCUUCCUAGUGAGGGAGAGUGAGAGCAGCCCUGGCCAGCUGUCUAUCUCGCUUCGCUAUGAGGGACGGGUCUAUCAUUACCGGAUCAACACCGCCUCUGACGGAAAGGUCUACGUAACAGCUGAAAGUCGUUUCAGCACAUUAGCUGAGCUGGUUCAUCAUCAUUCCACAGUGGCGGAUGGUCUGGUAACCACAUUACACUAUCCCGCUCCAAAAUGCAACAAGCCAACCGUUUACGGCGUCUCCCCCAUCCACGACAAGUGGGAGAUGGAGCGCACCGACAUCACCAUGAAGCACAAGUUAGGCGGAGGCCAGUACGGAGAGGUGUACGUCGGAGUUUGGAAAAAGUACAACCUCACUGUAGCUGUAAAAACACUAAAGGAGGACACCAUGGAGGUUGAGGAGUUUCUGAAGGAAGCUGCAGUCAUGAAGGAGGUCAAACAUCCCAAUUUGGUACAAUUACUGGGUGUGUGUACAUUGGAGCCUCCAUUCUACAUAGUGACUGAGUACAUGCCACAUGGGAACCUGCUGGACUACCUGCGUGAGUGUGACAGGGAGCAGGUGAACGCUGUGGUGCUGCUCUACAUGGCCACUCAGAUCUCCUCUGCCAUGGAGUAUCUGGAGAAGAAAAACUUCAUCCACAGGGACUUGGCAGCUCGUAAUUGUCUGGUUGGAGAGAAUCACGUGGUCAAGGUAGCUGAUUUCGGACUGAGCCGUCUGAUGACAGGCGACACCUACACCGCUCAUGCUGGGGCUAAAUUCCCCAUCAAAUGGACAGCACCAGAGAGUCUGGCCUAUAACACCUUCUCCAUCAAAUCAGAUGUUUGGGCAUUUGGAGUGUUGCUUUGGGAGAUUGCCACAUAUGGCAUGUCUCCAUACCCAGGAAUCGACCUGUCUCAGGUGUAUGAUCUGCUGGAGAAGGGCUACCGCAUGGAGCAGCCUGAGGGAUGUCCUCCUAAAGUCUACGAGCUUAUGAGAGCCUGUUGGCAGUGGAGUCCACUGGAUAGACCCUCAUUUGCUGAGAUUCACCAGGCCUUUGAGACCAUGUUCCAUGACUCAAGCAUCUCAGAAGAGGUAGCCGAAGAGCUGUGUAAAACUGCAUCUGGUGGGCAAGGUGGGCUCGCACACACCUUUGGCCACGAUAUGCCACUCUUGCCCUCAAAGUCUCGUGGGCAGAAGAAACACUCUGAGAACAAAGAGAAUAUGGAGGAGGCAGGACCCCACGGCCCUGCAGGUCUUGCAGCAUCCCUUUUUGUGGGUGAUGGACGCUCCAGCAGCUCUCCUGCCCUACCACGUAAACAGAGGGAUAAGUCUCCCUCUAGCCUGCUGGAGGACUCCCAGGACACUACCUUCACCCGUGACCGCAAGGCUGGCUUCUUCAGUUCUUUCAUGAAGAAGAAGUCCAUGUCUUCCUCUUCUAAUUCAUCCUCACCUCAGCAGCAACAGAAUCUCCCUAUGCCUCCCAAGAGGAGCAGCUCUUUCCGGGAGAUGGAGACCCAGCCCCAUAAAAAGUAUGAGCCCACGGCUGGGUUUGCAGGCCCUCCUCCUCCUUUGCCCCAAACUGAUGGGUUGAAUUUUUCUCCAUCUCAUGGAGAGGGGAACCACGUGCAGUCCCGCUGUUGUGGGGCCACGUUUGGACAGAAACCCUCAAGUUCAAACUCUGGAGCAACUUCUGGUCAAGUUGGGAGCAGCAGUAGUUGGGGAAGCCUUGCAGGCUUCUUUACCCCUCGCCUUAUCAAAAAGACCCUGGGAUUGCGGACUGGUAAGCCUUCUGGUAUAGACGAAGGAAGUGGAACCAAGCCAUUCCCUCGUUCCAAUUCAACUUCCUCAAUGUCUGCCGGUUUGCCGGACUUAGAGCGCAUGGCGUUGACAUUACCAAGAAACCGAAGCAAACCCCCAUUAGAGCGUACAGCUUCCACCACCUCACAGCCAGAGAAUGGGGCAGCACGUCCUUCAGAUGCAAUCCUGAGGAAGCUUGACGAAGGUACGGCUCAGAUACGAGAUCGUCCCAAAGCCAAACUCUUGCCACGAGGGGUCGCAGGUGGAGUUAGGGCACCAGGUGUAGGGGGAGAGGCAGAUUCAGACUCCAACACACGAGGAAAAGAUGGGCAAGAUGACAGGCAAUGCUGGUCGUCUCCAUCGAAAACCUCCACCCUUGGUUCGGUCAAUCUGCACAACCACAAAGUUCCAGUGCUGAUCUCCCCAACUCUAAAGCACAGCUCGGCUGAUGUACACCUAGUCGGUGUGGACUCUCAGGGCAACCGCUUUAAACUGCUGUCCGACAGUGGCGAUCGUGACCGACCGCGACUGGUGAAGCCCAAAUGUGCACCUCCUCCACCGCCCAUGCUCCGCUCCCUCCAACACGCCUACAGUGCCGAUGCAGCUGACGAAGCGGUCAGUGGAAACAUAGAGAUCAAUGGAGAUGGCAUCAAAAGGUCAGGAAGAGAAGCCAGAGGAGCACGUCCAUCAAUACCACCACCACAAGUGCCUCCAGCCCCCAUAGUCCCCUCUAGUAACAACACCACCCAAACUAAGAUGGCCAAUGGUGCUUCUAGUGGUGGACCUGGCCCUACUUCCACCAAACCCACCCUUAGACGGACUCGGCAGCAGACAGAACGGAUCCCACUGGAGAAAAUCAGCAAGGAGGCUCUUUUGGAAUGUGCCGAAUGCUUGAGUAGUGCUCUUCAAGGCAACGCCGAGCUUUCCUCCAGCAGCCAGGUCCUGGAUGUGGGCCACCAACUUUUGGACUACUGCUCGGGGUAUGUUGAUUGCAUCCCCCAGACACGUAAUAAAUUUGCCUUUCGUGAGGCAGUGGGGAAACUGGAGUUGAGUCUACAGGAUCUGCGCGCUUCCUCUACAGGUGGGGGAGCGGGACCUGGGACCAGCCCGGCUCUUGACAACUUGCACACGUGCAUUAAAGAGAUCAGUGACGUUGUGCAAAGGUAGCCACUGUGUCCACCUCCAAAACUCCUCCUCCUGUACCCCUUGAGAUUUUUUGCAUCAGAAUCAAUUUUAUUUUAUUUAAGUGUUGGGGGACAGAGAGUAUUCUCUAAGAAGUACCUCAGAAAAUUACUACAAACACUCUCUCUAACUUUUUAUUGUUUACAGGUGACUUUCUCCUUGAAAUUGCCAGUUGGGAACAGAGUUCUUUGUAUAUAAGCUUUUUGUCACUACCAAAAUACACAGUUUUGUUUUUGACAAAUUAAUACUUAAAGUUUUAUCUUGGUAUGACAGAAUCCGUUUUCACAAAUAGACAGGGGUUGCACAGGUUAAUGUGAGCCGACUACAAAUGAACUGGUCCACUUAUCAUGCAUUUUGUUUUUAGUUACAGAUUUCCAUUCGCUUUUUCGAUAUUUCAUUUGCAUUGUUUCCAUAGUAACUGGAUAUUGCAUCAGAAUGUCAAUGCAAACAUAAAAAUGCCCAACAUUUAUGGCAUAAAUUGAGCGUAAACAAUAUUGCUUGUUCAGAAGCUGCAGUAGUAAUGAUUGUGGAUUGCAAACAUAGCUCUUUGUUCAGUCUCAUAUUACACACUAAAACUAUUUCUGUCUACGUCCCAUACUGUCAUUUUUUUUUUUUUUUUUUUGACCACAUUUGUUAAACAAUACAGCAUUUGAUGACCAUUCAUAAUUAGGUAUAUCUUUCUGUAAUUAGUCUUCAUUUUGACAUGGUCCAUGCAUUAUUGUUGCUAGCAGUGAUUUGUUGUGGCAUAGUUGAAAUGGUGUUGGGUCUGUCACCACAUGGAUCAUAUUUGGCCUUUUAUAUCCGUGGCCUUUAGGUAAUGCCCCCAUCAGCCAGAUGGCACAAAUCUACAGUCUGACUCUAGAGUUCUCAACACUUAAGAAUUCUAAACAUGUUUCUAGAUUUUAUUGAUUUGCUAUGGGGGAAUUAUGUGAUGUGUGGAGAGUCUGAAUUUAUUUUUUGACCAUCAUGGUGCCAACACAGAAGCAGCAACACUAGAGAUACAAGUAUUGCCAAGUCUUUUAACACAAAAUGCAUUUUCCUUAGCACAUUGAUUUGUAACUUUAUUUUGAUUUCACUUUAGAAUGUCGCCAUUUGUAAACUUGAAUUUUAAAUUAUUUUUGAUUAAAAGCACAGGCAUUUUUAUGAUAUUGUAGAAAUUGCAUAUUAUUUUAUACUCACAAACAGGCAUGGAAGGUCAUGCUCACUUGUGUCCUUGUGGUGAGAAUUUGGUGUGAGGGUCUCCAUCUGUGCAUCUACAUUAUGAAUGUAUUCAUUUGUUGAAAGCAGGAAUGUUGUUUUUUUUUUUUUUUUGCGUGCGUGCGUGUAUAUGUUUUCCAUAGUCUCACACAGUUUAAACUUUAUUAAAAAGAAACAUUAUUAAAAGAAACAUUUUCUUCAGAACACAAACAGUUACAAAUGUUUUCUGAGUCUGUAUUCAUAAAAUGAUAGAUUUCUAUUAGAAUUUGCAUAAAUGAGAUUUUUGUGGGUACCCUGCAAUGUCAUAAUUAAAAUGUAAUGAAGAUGAUUUGUACCGAUUACACUGGAGCACAUUUUUAAAGCAUAAAUGUUAAUUGCCUUGCCUUAAUUCACUAUUCUUGGGUAUGUAGUAUGGAAAUAUUGGAAGGAGACAUUGUUUUUGCCAUGCAUCUCCAUGACAUUUCAAUUCCACUGCAACAGAAAAUCAUACAUGUUGUUUGUUCAAAACCAUUUUUGUACUCUAAAUCAUAGCAUAAUUUGCCUACACUAACUUAGCUUGUUUUGCCAUUUUUCUUUUUUUUUUUCUGCCAUGGGCAGUGUUUUCUGAUAUUACAUGGUGCCUUUUGUGAGAGAUUUAAUGUUUUGUGCACUGCAAGGUCAUGUUAAAGAUCUGUUUAUGUAAAUAUGUUUUGCGCUAAAAUAUUCAUUAUCAAUUUUAAGGUGGCAAAUGGGAUUUUUCAAGCCUUUAUUAUCAUUCAAGCUGCCCUGUUCAGACAUCUGGGUAUGUGAGGUGUCCAACUUGAAUAGGAAAAAGUGCAAUGAUCUGUCCUUUACUUAGAAAAAGACAUUGCUUGAAGUCUGGUCUCCUUUUACUGAAAGAGCUCAUGAAUUUGUUUUGCUUUGUCAGGAAUACCUCUCUUGUAAUCACGUUAACAGAGAAAAAAUAUUUUUCAUGUGUGAUUUAGCAGUUUGUUCUUUCAAACACAUGCAGGUCAUCUAUUCCAUUUAUUGUUAUGUCUAAAAAUGUUUAAUUACCAAACAACUGAGGGGGGAAAGAGUUAGUGACUGUUUUGUAUGUCAGUUUUACAUGAUUGUCAGGGAGUGUUUUGCCUUUUAAACCUUUUAGUAAACAGUCAAGUUUUUUUCUUUUCUUUUUUUCUUUUAUUGCCACUUAUCACCGCAAUUUUUUCUCUUUUUGGUAAAAUCAGUCCAUUUUAUUUUAGUAAACCUCCUCUGAAAGUUUGUGCAUUAAAUAAUAUUUUAUUGUAUCAUAUGUAGAGGAACAAUUCGGAGAGAACAAUCAUGUCCUAUAGUUUAUGCUUUAUGAGCCACUCAAGGCCUCUGAGAUGCAAAGUCGUACUGUUUGUCUCAAUAGAUUUCAGUCCUUUUACGGUUUCAAUUACCCAAGUUUUUUUUCCUUUUACAUUUUUGUUUGUCUCUUUUAUUUAUUUUUGGUUUAUUUAUUGAUCUACUUUUUAUGUUGAAUCCUGGAACUCACUCUUUUUUUUUUUUUUUUUUGGAGACUGUCUUUUUGUAAGGUCAGAUUUUAAGUGCUGAAGAAAUUUAUAUACCAAAGGCCACCUCUCUAGUCCUUCAAGUGCAAUGAAAAUAAAACACUCUUAAUUUUGAAUAUGUGAAUUUAACAGGGAUUAAAAAGGCAGAGGUUGACAGAUUAACAGUAUUUUUUUCUGUUUUGUAAAAAGUAUAUUUUGUGUGAUUGUAAUUUAAAGCUCACUUUUAAUAUUAUAUUACUGUGAAGUCCUUCCUCAGUGUUACACUUGAUGUAAAUAAUGAAUAAAGAAACUGUUGAAACAUUG
Molecule: messenger RNA, 7325 nt
Organism: Onychostoma macrolepis
Lineage: Eukaryota; Metazoa; Chordata; Actinopteri; Cypriniformes; Cyprinidae
Gene: abl2
Product: c-abl oncogene 2, non-receptor tyrosine kinase
Exons: 11
Coding region: 757-4296 (1179 amino acids)
Biological process (GO): regulation of apoptotic process; protein phosphorylation
Molecular function (GO): ATP binding; protein binding; non-membrane spanning protein tyrosine kinase activity
Source: RefSeq, a predicted model, not a curated record